Molecule: messenger RNA, 2097 nt
Organism: Fulvia fulva
Lineage: Eukaryota; Fungi; Ascomycota; Dothideomycetes; Mycosphaerellales; Mycosphaerellaceae
Exons: 1
Coding region: 1-2097 (698 amino acids)
Source: RefSeq, a predicted model, not a curated record
AUGUCGAGCAAGAAAAGCGAGCAAGAUGACACUGGCCCGGACAGUAAGACCGGCAUGGGUGUGAAGCCACCAGCCGGAGAGCACGAGAGCACAGUAAGGCAAAGCAUUCUUGAGAAGAAUGAACGCCGAGUAAAAGACGCCGCGUGGGAGAAAAAGCUGGCCGAGCAACAUACAGACCUCACCAACAAGUUCAUGAGCCGUGAGGAUCAGUUGUUCUUUCGAGGCUUAACACGGGUCCUGCAACUCACCGACAUACUCGAAGCACGCAAGGCUGGUGACGACUUGGACUUGCGGAACAAGACAUUAAACAAGACCACGCCGUUGUACAAGAUUGCCAACCGCAUUGUGUUGAACCCGACGCCCCGGGAGUAUGACAUCGCUGCUCUGACCAUGGGUGGCUACGUGGAGGACGCUUCCAGUAUCGACUUCGGUAAUGUUCAGCAGCCUCGACUCAUACUUACAAGCAACCCUGAGUCAAAAGAUCACCUCAAGCUUGGUCGAAAGCCUGACGAGGAAGAGUACCCAUUACGGCUCCUCGAGAAGUAUGCUGUCGAUGCCACAGACACUAAGAGAUACGCAGGAGGCAUCCACGAAGAGGCUGGGAAAGACAUCGUCACGUUUGUACUUGGCACGUUCAUCGAGUGUAAGAUCUUGCAGUCGAAGCAGGUUCCAUAUCCUCGGCAUGUUGGGUAUUACAUGGAGCUGCUGAAGGAUUGUCACAAAGCCAGCUCGUCUGAGCAACUUUCCAUUGCUGGCGAGCGCUCGACAGACUAUGUGAUCCUCACAAGCUAUGGUAAGACCUUGCGUCGACUCAACUUCGGCAUUGGACACCGUCCUCAACAGCGGUAUCUGUUCGACAUCAUCACUAUGCCGAUUGAGAAACUCCCGGAACGUGCUCAUGCCAUCCCAUGUCCCUCACUGGAGAAUCCUUCCCAAGAGCCUAACCAACGCAAGAUGCUUCAGCAAUGCUUCGCCAAAAUCUCGAACUACCCAGCUGCCAGCAGAGACGCCUUGGCGACUCAGCCCGUCUACGACCGGAAGGGUAGAAAGCGCUUCCACUAUAUGUUGGCAUUCAGAGUCAUAAAGCUACGCACCAACCUUUCGGACGUGAGAGAAGCCAUACAAGCGUAUGUGAAAGCUGAGUACGAUCAUCCAGCCAAAGUCGCGAAAGACAGAAAAAAACCGAAGUUGCUUCGAGAUGAGCUUCGUCUUCUGGCCUGCCUUCAAACCUACUUCAAGGACAUAGUCCCUGCUCACAUGCUUUGGCUAGCACAAGUCACUGGUGCGACUAAUGCCAAGGACUUUCCUCUUUGGAGCGACAACGAGCCUAGCACUUCCAGCGAAAGUCAGGCUCCAGCUAAGUCAUCGUCACCGUUGCCGAGUCUGAGCAUAAUCACUUCAGCAGGACCUACGACUGCUGAGGAAGAUCAAAGUCUGCAGAAGGCCACGGUCGUCGCUGGAGAUGCAGAUAACGCAGACGACGAAGACGAAGAACUUGAGAAGCAGGGAGAUCCGACUUUGAACAGACCUGGUGAGGGUGCUUUCGCUCUAUGGAUGCGACAAGCCAGCAAGUGGCUAUCACUUGUGAGCCAGCAUGACAUCGGUCUGCUUAACGCGAUUCCCUCCUCUUUCGAAAAACGAUCUGAGCGAAGCCUGCAGAUGUCGAAACAGAUCGUCGCUGCGGAAGUCGUUGUAGUGCAGCUCGGGACGCAAGACCCGGACGACAAGAAAAUGUCAAUCAACAACUGUUUAGAGGAACUCGGCACAAGAAUGACCAAGGCUGGGAACCUAGGCCUGGACAUUUCGAAGCUCAAAGAGAUCAUCAAAGUACAGAACGGCAAUCGCAUCAGAUACGAGGAGAAGCUCAUGGUGGCAGAGACUUUUCACAUCGUUCCUCACGCAGACGCCACGGCCAUCGCUCUGAUGGCGUGUUUUGAAGAUCAUGAUGUAUGCCGACACCUAGGUGGACGGCUCGUGGACAAUGAGACUUCCGCCUUGAAGGAGCACCUGAUCAGGUCGAUGCGCCGCUGGCUUCCGCUAGUGGACGUCACGAAACGCUGCUGCCCUGCUUGCUGGAGGCUAAUCCAGCUGUUCUAG